AUGGAGCACCCACUUCCUCUCAACAUGUUGGACGACAUUGAUGCGUUCUUGGAGAUGGAGGCGCCUUACGGCUACGAAGAGGCAGAGCAAUAUCUGGACACUGCUAGCUCAUCCGAGAGCACAAGUCCCAUCAUAUCGAACCCCGCUUCAGAUCCGAAAGCCGCUGCCACCACCGCCAAACCUCCAGCGAAGAGGAAGCGUGAGAACAGAUACAAGAAUGCCCCGCCUUCCGUGCUUUCGCGCCGCCGAGCACAGAACAGAGCAUCACAACGGGCAUAUCGCGAGCGCAAGGACCAGCGCAUCAAGGACCUCGAGGUCAUGCUCUCCGAGCAGAAGCAAAAGAACGACUCCCUCAGCCAGGCCUACUCGGCAUUACACGCCGAGUACCUCAAGCUCCGGGGCGUUCAGGCGAGGGCACACCAGAUGCCGCGACAUCACCCGACGACCGCCGCACCGCCACCAAUGAUGUUUGAUCCGUCUGCCCACAUGGGCAUGCCGACUGCCCAUCCCGGAGCGAUGGAUUACGCCGACAACAUGUACAUGUUUCAGGACAUGCAGACUUACACCCUAUGA
This is a messenger RNA of Colletotrichum chrysophilum, 573 nucleotides long. RefSeq lists its product as uncharacterized. The record is from RefSeq and is a predicted model, not a curated record. Bases 1 to 573 code for a protein of 190 amino acids. Gene Ontology annotation, molecular function: transcription cis-regulatory region binding; DNA-binding transcription activator activity, RNA polymerase II-specific. NCBI's taxonomy places the organism in Eukaryota, Fungi, Ascomycota, Sordariomycetes, Glomerellales, Glomerellaceae. The transcript is spliced from 3 exons. Gene Ontology annotation, cellular component: RNA polymerase II transcription regulator complex.